Messenger RNA from Haemorhous mexicanus (house finch), 2920 nucleotides. RefSeq names its product S100P binding protein (gene S100PBP). Lineage: Eukaryota; Metazoa; Chordata; Aves; Passeriformes; Fringillidae. Gene Ontology annotation, molecular function: calcium-dependent protein binding. The record is from RefSeq and is a predicted model, not a curated record. Bases 186 to 1532 code for a protein of 448 amino acids. The transcript has 5 exons.
GGUUGGGCGGUGCCCGCUGAGGGACGGGCGGGCCCCUGACGGAGAGAGGCGGGGGCGGUGUUGGCUUCAAACCCUUGGUUGGAGCUGACUCCUGCUGAUUCCUCCUCUGGAAGGGCUGAUCAAAGGCCAGCAGCAGCAGAUGAGCCUCUAGAGCUGGAAGCAGAGCUGCAGGAAGGCACAGAGCCAUGGCAGAGAGCUGCCCUCCUUCCCCUGGGCUCCGUCAGGGCUUGAGGCAGGAGCCAGUCCCCAGGGCCAAGAGGCUCUCGGAUUCCACAGUGCAGGUGCAGGCCCUGCAGUCAGCCAAGAAAGCCUGCGUGCUGAGCCGUGACUGCAGCACUCCAAACCCAGCAGGGAACCCUCUGCUCCCUUCCCCAGGCUCUGGCUGCUCCCUUUUCCUGGAUGAGAGCGGGCAGGAUGAGCUGGGGGCCGGUUUUCCCGUGGCAAAGUACGACGACGUGGCCAUUUCCCUGGACAUCAGCAGGUGCUUCGACGACAGCGAGCUGGAUGAUUCCCUGCUGGAGCUGUCAGGCAGCGAGAAAGGGAAUUCUCCCUUUGAUUACACCGAGGAAGAGAUCCAGGAAAUCUUGGCAGAUGAUUCCGUGGAAGCUGAGCAGCAGCAGCAGCAGCACCUCCCUGGUGAAAGCCACCUGAGCCAAAGUGAGAGCGGGAGGAGCGAGCAGGCCCAGAGCAGCGGCUGCACCGCGGGGACGUCGCUCAGUGAGGCGCCCUCAGAGGUCACACAGGAAGCAAAGGAGCCCCAGGAGCAUCCCUCAGGCAGCUCUGGGUGUGAUCCUGGCUUUUUGAGUGGCACUGCUGCUCUGGAUGGGGCCCAGAGGCUGCAGCAGGAGCUGGACCUUGACCUGCAGGAGCUGCUGAGCCUGAGCCCGUUUGCCGCCGCCUGCGCCGAUGAGGCUCUGGAGGAAAACAACCUGGAAAGAGAAACUUUGGAUGCCAUGAUAGAUGAUUGCUUGGGAUAUUCCACAGCUGCUGGGAGCUGCUUUCCUGAAAAAUCCUCAGAAAGGGUGAUGCCUAAAGGCCAGGAUAGCCUGGCUCAGGAUUGCCUGGGGAAAUCCAUGCCCUCAUCUGGCCUUCCCUGUGGCCGGAGCACAGGGGAUGAGAGUCUAGCAUCUCUGUUGCCACCCAAAAAAGAACUUCCCAAAGCAACAAUGAGCUGUUUGUCAAGGAAAUCAGGCUCUCCAGAGGAUGCUGAAGGGGAAUCCAGAGGAGCUGAGCAGCCGCCAGGCAGCACUAAAUCAAGGGACACAGCUGUAGGCAAGAGUGGGCAGGAAGAGCCACCCAGUGGGAAGAAAAGUGGCAAAGUAAUUCCUGUCCCACAGGAGGAGGAAGAAAGGCCAAAACAACGGACCUGCAUUUCAGAAGCACAGCCUGAGCAAAAGAGACGUUUCUCUCCAGGCUGUGCCAAUCCAAGUGAGGAAAAGUGUGGCUAUUACCUCAGAAAUUCCCCAAAUUCCAACCCAUCCCAGUGGGUGAGCAAGAACUUGGCCAAACCACAAUUUCCAGAGAAUUCCUGAACACUUCCAGUGCAACCCCUCUGAAUUUUGCUGCUGAGGGGCUGUGCUGGUUCCUGUUCUGCAUUUAGAGGUGUUAAUUGGUCUGGUUUUCAGUGGUUUGAAGUUUCAUUUGUAACUCCUUCUGCAUUUCAGGAGAUUUGCACUUGAGUUUAUAAAUAUUUUGCAGCUUUUAGAUGUCAUUUUCUUCUUUCCUGUGCUACUGAGCAACUCCAAAUGAGUUGGAGGUGGAUGGGUUGAUCUUCCCAAUGUUCUUCCCAGGGGUGCCAGCAGGGCCUUGUGACUCCUUUAGGUAUUUAUAAGUGGAAUUUUGGAGAGCAAAUGAAGUUUAUUCAGGCAGCAAAUCAUCUCAUAUUUUUAUCAUCACAAUCUGACUAUUUUUGGAGAUGCUUUUGGCCCAUGUGCUCUUAAAGAAAUCAAAAUUUCUGCUCAGUACUGAAGUUCUUUAACGUUGUGGUUCAUAGAUUUUAUUCUGUGGCACCCAGAGUGGGACAGAACUUUGGAAAACAGGCAAAGUUUCUCCCUGCCCUGCAUGUGCAGUGACUGAGGCAGGGAGAAUGGAAGUCAUUUGUCCAAAGGAUCAGCAGUGGAGCUUGGAGCAGAGCCUGGCUGCACAAAACCCCAGAGAUCACAGAAUGCAGGCAGGAGGGAACCCAUGGACAGCACUCUUGGGGCUGGGGCAUGGCCACUGUCAGGUCCUUGGUGCCACCAGAGCCUCUCAGGUGACUUUUACCUCUGUAAAUUUUAUUUAGAGGGAGCUUUGCAUUGAGGGAGAAGGAGAAAUCCCUUGGAAGCCCAUGAGAGUUGUCAGCAGUGCUUUUAAACCAGUGACCCCCACCAGUGAAGUUCUUUGGAAAAGGAAUCCUUUGCCUGUGGUCUGGGGACAAUUUCACCUGAUGCCCAUGGAAUCCCAGCAUGGUUUGGGUUCAGAGGAACACAAAGAUCAUUGAGAUCAUCUCUGUCAGGGCAGGGACACCUCCCAGUCUCCCAGCUUGCUCCAAUCCCUGUCCAGCCCAGCCUUGGACACUUCCAGGGAUGGAAAUUCUCAGCAAGCAGCUCCUGGCCACACCAGGGAGGUGCUGAUGGUGUCUCCAGGGGUGCUGCAUCCCCUCGGGUUUGUGUUCUUUGGGAGUGUGAAACUCUGCCAUGAAGCAGCUGUGCCCUUUGGGAAGGAUUUAGGGCUGCAGAUUUCCUUCUUUGACACUGCAGGUGAUCCACAUCUGAAUGGUGGAGAGAGAAGGGAGGGACUGUGGGUUAAGCCUCCAUGGAAGGACAGAGAGUUUUGCUGUCUGUUUGCUCUUAGACAGCAGCCAAGGGCCCUGCUGCUGAUUUUUGCUGUAGUAGAACCCAGUGAUAUCAAUAAAAACUGGAAUAAAACUGGCUUUGUGUGA